AAAUCUGAAUCAAUUUAGGCCAAAUGUUUUUUUUUUAUUAUAUCAAUCAAUUAAUUAGUUAAUCAAUUUAGUUGCAAGGCAGACUCAGGGUAAAACAGAUAUCAAUAAAGGAUUUUAUUUUGAAGGUUUCCAGCGGAAGUCGUCCUGCUUAUCGGUCCCAUAGAGUCCUAUCUAGCUUUAACUGUGUAGUCAGUCCCUCAGUGACAGAUCAGAGUAUCAGGGUUAGUGAGGAUCCUCCGGCCUCUGUUAGCUCCUUCAUGACUCACUGAGGACACCACAACUGUCAGAUCCAACAUGAGGCUGCUGCCGGUGGUUGUUACACUGUUACUGACGGUGGCUGUGGCUUAUUAUGUUUACACCCCGCUGCCUGAUGCCAUCCAGGAGCCGUGGAAGCUGAUGAUGCUGGAUGCUGCGUUCAGGACCACCAUGCACCUGAGCCGUUUGCAGGCUUGGCUGGGCUCUGACCAUUACAUCAUAUCAGUGAGGCAGUCCACAGAAGGUUUCGAUGGCCUGAUGGUUGGGCUGCGUGGUUCUGAGUCCAGCGGAGGGGUCAUGCUCGGAGUGAAAGUCAGCGACAUGACUUUCGCUGGUGUCCCAGUCCGAGUGUACGAGCCCCCGGCUGGAGGGGAGGGUCAUCUGAGGAGAGGGUUGUUGUUUUUCCACGGAGGAGGCUGGGCGCUUGGUAGUGGCAAGAAGGGGGCAUAUGAUAGCCUCAACCGGAUGUUGUCCGACGAGCUCAACACCGUUGUGGUCUCCGUUGAGUAUCGUCUGUAUCCAGAGGUGCAUUUUCCAGAGCCGUAUUUAGACUGCCUCGCUGCCGCCAAGCACUUCUUAUCCCCAAAGGUUCAGGCCAAGUAUGCGAUCGACCCCGAACGUGUGGCCGUGGCAGGUGACAGUGCUGGGGGAAACCUGGCUGCUGCGGUCGCUCAAGAGAUUUCCUUAGAUGACACUAUGAGUGGGAAAUUCAGCGUCCAGGCAUUGAUCUACCCAGUGCUCCAGACUCUGGACUUCAACACACCCUCCUACCUGCAGAACCAACAUGUGCCCAUCCUCUACCGGUCCGUCAUGGUCAACUUCUGGCUGCAGUACCUCGGCGCUGACCUCUCUCUGCAGUCCCAGUGGCUGGCAAACAACCACAGCUCAAACAUCACCCCAGAGCUGAGGGCGCGGGUGGACUGGACCGCCCUCCUGCUCCCGAAACACAAGAAGAACUACAAGCCUCUGAUAGUGGAGAAAAGUUCACAGGGGGCAGUGAAGGAGGUGCCGGGGAUGCUGGAUGUGAGGGCGGCGCCGCUGUUGGCAGGACCUGAGGUUUUGGCGAAAUGCCCCCGAGCUUACAUCCUAACAUGCGAGUAUGACGUGUUGAGGGAUGAUGGCCUGAUGUACGCGCGGAGGUUACAGGACGCAGGUGUCACAGUUACCGUCGACCACUAUGAGGAAGGCUUCCACGGAUGUUUAACCUUUGUAAAAUGGCCUUUUGAAUUUGAUGUAGGGAAGAGAGCACUUAGAGGUUACCUCAACUGGCUGCAGAACAACUUGUAAGAGUGUGUAUGUGUGUGUGCAAGUGUGUGACGGUGUCUUUAUGGAUGCAUGUGUGUGUGUGUCUCAGUGAUACAAAUGCAGUGAUCAUUGCUUCAUGAAUCACAGACUUGCCAAGGGCUGAUACAUCUGCUCUUUGUUUAAAAAUCAAAGCUCAGGGGCCUCAUGUACCUGCGUAACAUUUAAGGUCUAUUAACACUGUAACAUGCUGGUAGUGGAGAGGGCAAAUAUGUGAACAUUACCAACACUGUCACCAGCUAAUAAAAAUGCCUAAUAGAUACACAGCCAUAAGCUUUCUACUAAUGGUUAAACUAAUCAGCUGCUUCCACUGAGAGGAACCACAUCAGAACACUGAUUCUCAUCCAUACCACAAACAUAUGAGCAGUGUAUUUCACAAGGCUUGUAAUUGGUUUUAUACUUCACUUUUAUUUAAAAGUAUAAUAAAUUAAAACCCCUGAUCAGAAGGUCAUGUCAGCAGUGGUUUAAACUGUCUGUAGCACUUUCUUUUCCUCAAAAAAACAGUAAUUAUGUUACUUGGUAAGUUACCUUUUGUCCUGAUUCGCAAUAAAAUUUUAGUUAUGUUGCCUUUAGUGACCCCCUGACCUUCUCUGUGGGGUCACCACAAAGUUGUGGUUUUAAAUGAAAUGUAUUUCCAGUUAAGGGGUGGACCGUCAUUUUGGUAAUACCUUAAGACAGCGGUUCCCAACUUAUUUAGCCAUGGGGUCCAGAUUUCUUCUUAGUCAUUGGUUCAAGGUCCAUUCAGUGUCAUACUUGCGUUUGGCCAUGUCGUUAAGCUAGUUUGCUGUCUAUCAAGUAGCUGUCUGUUAAUCAGUUACUCUGCAACAGGACACAACAAUUCACUGUACUUAAAAAUAAAUUGCGUUUUGCGAGUGAACCUGCGACCCACUUUUGGACCAUGACCCACCAGUUGGGAACCACUGCCUUAAAGGGACAGUUCUCACCCAAAUCAGAAAUACAUUUUCCUGUUACCUGUAGUGCUGUUUAUCAGUCUAGAUUGUUUUGGUGUGAGAUGCAGAGUGUUGGCGAUAUCGGCCGUAGAGAUGCCUGCCUAUGUAAUGGAACUAGAUGGUGCUCAAAGCGCAAAAAAAAAAAACAACAUUUGAAAAACUCAACAGCAAUGUUUCUUUGCAGAAAUCAUGACCCGGUUACACAAGAGAAACCACAGACCUUGUUGUGAGCAGUUUCAUGUAGGAACUAUUUUCUUCUCACCAAACUAGACCCGCUAACUAUCACUGCGCAGAAGGAAGGGUGCAUCUACUGCUAGCUCACCUAGCACUGAAUUAGCUAAUGUUACAGCUCAGCCAAGGAGGACGCCAUCAAUGUUAACAUCUUGUGCAGUCACAAGCCUCUCACCAAUGAGUUGUUGCAUGCUACUACCUUCUGUGUGGUGAUACAGUUGGCAACUCACACCAAAACAAUCUAGAUUGAUAUAUCGCACUGCAUAUAAAAGGAAAAAUAUGCAUCUUAGAUUUUGGGGAGAACUCUCCCUUUAAUUUUUCAUCCAGUCUGUUACAGUCUGGUUAAAAUUAUAACUUGUCCAAAACUUGGUUUCAGUCCAAAUACCUGCAAAAGUAAUGACAUUCCCAUGAGCCUCAGCUGUACUUUUUAUGUUUAGUUGUAAUUCUUAAAUGUUAGCAUGUUAACACGCUAAACCAAGAUGAGGAUCAUCUGCUUAGCAUCAGCACUUCCGUAUUGUCACUGUGGGAAUGUUAGCAUGCUGAUGUUAGCACUUAGCUCAGUGCAGCCUCACACAGCCACUUGCAUAGAUAUUGACCUUUGUUGUGGUACGAAAGGACAAAGUUCACAUCAAUGGGACAGAUAUUUGUAAAUUAUGUUUUUUAAAUGGCGAUUUCAUGACAUGUCUUGUGGGCUUUUGUGUGUUUGCCCCGCCAUCUUGUGUUCCCUGUACUACAAGGCGGCGAUGUCUUCCUCGACAGACGAUGCUUGACAAUCAUUAAAGAAAUGCACUGUUAAGUUGAAUUUCAUUCCGUUUAUUAUUGACGUGGUGGACAUUCUGCGUGUCCCGAUAUGCCCUUGGUUUGCUAUGGAUUUAAUGUUUUGUGAUUUAAAUGUCUGAUACUUGUGGAACAUGAAUAAAUCGCUGAAGUUA
Molecule: messenger RNA, 3670 nt
Organism: Epinephelus moara (kelp grouper)
Lineage: Eukaryota; Metazoa; Chordata; Actinopteri; Perciformes; Serranidae
Gene: nceh1a
Product: neutral cholesterol ester hydrolase 1a
Exons: 5
Coding region: 295-1542 (415 amino acids)
Cellular component (GO): membrane
Molecular function (GO): carboxylic ester hydrolase activity
Source: RefSeq, a predicted model, not a curated record